Molecule: messenger RNA, 4359 nt
Organism: Astyanax mexicanus (Mexican tetra)
Lineage: Eukaryota; Metazoa; Chordata; Actinopteri; Characiformes; Acestrorhamphidae
Gene: flrt1a
Product: fibronectin leucine rich transmembrane protein 1a
Exons: 3
Coding region: 964-3066 (700 amino acids)
Molecular function (GO): protein binding
Source: RefSeq, a predicted model, not a curated record
CUCCAUUUGUCUUCUUGGCAGAACGAGGCACUUCUGGACUAAACAAAGAUCAAUGGCCUCCUCUUCUUGUAGACCAUCGCUGGCAAACACAGGGGAUUUCAGCUGAAUUACCGGUGAAGAUCCUCCUCGCCCCGAACGAACGGCAUCAUAAGGAAGAGCUACAACACACCGGGGAUGGUGGAAACACAUUACAGACAGUGAGAGGAGGACGUGGAUUCCAUCUGUGAUGCAGCAUGACUGCAAAUAACACCAAUCUUCUGUCUGUGGGCUCUGAAUGCCGACGCCGGUCUGAAUGAGGGAGCGGCAGCCGUCGGAUCAAAGGUGAUAUUGUAGAGCUGGUGACUCCGCAGUGUUGGUGGACGACACGUGGGAGCUGGCCUUUUGUUUGUUCCGUAAGAGCAAAUAAAAAUGACUCUCAAAUAAUCAUAGUGUUUUUGCUGUUUAUCACGGAAGCUGCUCGCUUGAUGGAUUAUGCUGAGAAAAUGAGUCGGACCUCAUUUCGUAAUCCCACGUCAUCUUUGCUCAGUUCGGCUCUCGGCUGGCUCCUCCUGAUGACAUACUCCCAUGCUCCUGAACUUCUUUUGGAAUAAAAGCACUUGGACUGUCGGAAAUCUGCUACACGUCUUAAACUUGUCGACCAAUGAACAACAACCGUGGAGGAGAACGAGUUCUACAUUCUAAGUUGGAUAGUGAUCUUAUACAUCAGUCUAGCCUGGAGUCUUCAUGGUCUGCACCACGGUGGUGUUUAGAGGCUGCCUCAUACCUCUGCUUGUGACCAAGAUAUAUACUACAUUCAGUGGGAUCUAAUAACUGUUUUUGAGGGUAACCAGACUGGGCCUACUGUGAGCAAAUACUGCAAUUGACAAGGAAUCCAAGGAAGGAAUAUUCUGGGAUCUGUGAAGAAGCUGAGCCUAGGGAGGUUCUUUCCAAUAAAGAGGAAAAAAGGAGGAAGACGUCAGCAUCAUGGUUCUUGAAGGUGUGGCUGAGACUCGUGACUGUCUCUUCCUUCUCUUACUAUGCCUCACAAUACUGAUUGAGGUACUGGAAUGUGCCGCAGCUGCCUCACAGGGAUUGGACGGUGAGGGGGACGUUGUGUGCCCCUCUGUGUGCCGCUGUGAUGAGGACUUCAUCUACUGUAACGACCGUGGGCUCAGUGCAAUCCCUCCACUACCCCCAUCCGCCACUGUUCUUUAUCUUCAAAACAACCACAUAGAUAAUGCAGGACUCCCCACCUCCUUAGAACACCUUAGCACAGUGCGGGUCAUAUAUCUCUACGAUAAUGAGCUGGACGAUUUCCCCAUGCACCUCCCGCCAUCGCUACGAGAGCUGCAUCUUCAAGACAACAACAUCCGGGUGUUGCCCCGAGCUGCUUUAGCCAGGCUGCCUCAGCUGGAGAAGUUGCAUCUGGAUGACAACUCAGUGUCCACAGUUAGUAUAGAAGACCAGGCCUUCGCUGACAACCCUCGUCUUCGUCUGCUCUUCCUCUCCCGAAACCACCUGUCCAGCAUACCCUCUGGGCUUCCCGCCUCUCUGGAGGAGCUCAGAUUAGAUGACAACCGCAUCUCAACAAUUCCCACGCAUGCCUUCCGUGGAUUGUCUUCUCUUCGCCGCCUUGUCUUGGACGGGAACCUUCUUGCCAACCAGCGCAUCGCUGACGACACCUUCUCACGCCUUUCGAACCUCACAGAGCUCUCAUUGGUGCGCAACUCUCUUCAGACUCCACCUCUCAAUUUGCCAAGUGCACACCUGCAAAGACUCUCUCUUCAGGACAAUGCCCUAAUCCACAUGCCGCGGGGCUCCCUAGAUGGAAUGCGCAGACUGCAACGACUGGAUCUCUCCGGGAACAACCUGACCACACUUCCUAGAGGUUUGUUCCGAGACCUGGAGAGCCUGGGGCAGCUGCUUGUUCGUGGUAACCCUUGGCACUGUGGAUGCAACCUACGCUGGCUGUAUGACUGGCUGGAGGCCAAAGGAAACACAAUUACAGUCCGAGGACUCACUUGUCAGUCACCAGAGCGUGUACGUGACAUGCCACUAAGGGACCUUACAAGCCAGAUGGAUGACUGUGAAUUAGCAGCUGCUGGAGGUGGAGGAGUAGGUGGUGCUGGGUCAGCUGCUGCGGGAGGGGCUGGCAGCAACAGAAUGAGUGGAGCAGGAGUAGCAGCCAGCUCUACCACUCUGUCUCCUCCGCAAGGCUCUCUAUUCACCUUGCGCUCAAAACGACCAGGACUGGGGCUUCCGGACACAGCGAUGGACUACACACUUGGCAGCAGUGGCGUGGGAAAGAACCUGGCCUUGAAUGUGAAACCUUUGUCCCAUGACAGCAUCAGGGUUACGUGGAGUGUGGCUCAGCCUUCUUCUUCCUUCAGGCUUAGCUGGCUCCGUUUAGGGACUAGUGCUGCCAUGGGCUCCAUCACAGAGACGCUGGUGAGGGGCGACCGCAGAGAGUAUCUGCUUACUGCCCUCCAGCCGGUGUCUAGCUACAUAAUCUGUAUGGUGCCACUAGUCUCUGGCAGCGUGAGCAAAGGCGGCAUGAUUGGCGGGGACACUGACUCAGAUGAGGCUCCGGUGUGUGCCAAGGCUGAGACAUCUGAUCCCAACCUGUCCGAAGUAGACCAGGGAGAUGAUAAAGGCUCAGAACAGAUUACUUCACUCCCACUUGCCGGGAUUAUCGGCGGAGCAACUGCCAUAGUUUCCCUUGCUUUUAUCUUUGGCAUAUUCUGUUGGUAUGGGCAUCGUGCGGGGCGCUUGUCCUCGAGGGACCACUACAGCCGCAAUAGUAGCGCACGCAAGAGCAAGCAUUACGAUGACUACAUCGAAUCAGGCACUAAGAAAGACACCACCAUACUGGAGAUCCGAGGACCUGGGUUCCAGAUGACCCCGAUGGCGGCCAGAGAGCCCCUACAGCCCAAGCCGAUACGAGAAGAUUAUAUCAUACAUACAAUCUUCCCCUCUAACGGCACAGGGCUGUACAAACCACCCAAUAACGCGAACAACUCGGGCUACGGUACAAAUCGUGGCUACCGAGAAGGAGGUAUCCCAGAUAUAGACUACUCCUACACGUGAUAGGCCUAAUUUAGUGAACACUGUUAGAAAUCAUGUACUGGAUAGAUGCACAGUUUUUUAAUCAGUGUGGGGUCUACAGCACCCCUUUGUGCCUUCUGGUCUCCAUUCCAACCUAGCCUGCUGCUCAUGGCACCGAGGAGGCUCUUAAUUGGCCCAGAUGCCUGCUAGGAAACAGCUUUCUGUGUCUCGUGCCAAGAGGCGGCCACACCAUUUCAGGUGGUGAUACCAACUGCUAUUUUCACUCCCCUAGUGUAACCUGGUGUGUCCUCAGCAUCACUGCUUUAUCUGUGACUUCCUCGCCGAGGUGGAUUCAAGGACAGCACACAAUGUAUUUAACACACAGUUUCUUUUUUAUGUUGAGCUCAGACAAGUGGCACUUCUUGGAAGAAGAAUAAAAAAGAAACUAAAUCAAACAUGACCUGGAUGUAAACCUUCUGCUAUUGUGGCUCUGAUUAUUAGCUGCCUAACAGCUUUAGAGCCUUUCUCCUGACUUGAAAUUGUGGAUGCUUUGGUUUUUUUUUGCGGAAUUUAUUGGUUCAUUCCUGAAGAACUGAAGGAAAAGGAGUUUGCUAAAAAAGAAAAAAGAGAACAGAGCACCAUUGUGGAUAAGGAUGGCCCAGAGGACAGUCCCUGGCGCUGAGGGAAUCAGAGGAUAUCUUGCCAGAGCAGUUCUCCUAGGAUUAAAGGGCCAUGGGAAAAACCUGGGAGGACAUUUCUGAUCUGUUUUUUAUUAUUAUUAAUUAAGACCAAUGACAAUGAACUCGUAACACCUGCUGUUCCAUUGCAAUGGAAUUAUAAUUAUACAGACUUACAAAUAUUGGUCAUGGAUGGUGAUGCGUCACUAGAUUCAAUGCCUCAAAAGACUUCCUUGACAUGCCAGCAAGUUGCCUGACGAUAAAAACAAAAAAAAUGUAGCAUAGUGCUGAAAGCAUUAUGCUGUCUGGUUCUUCUUAACAUAGACCUGAAAAAAAAGGGGUCGCAGAAAAGGACCAAGUUCAAUUUAACUGACACUUUCACACAGAAAAUUGCACCACGGCGUUAUUAUAUAUAUUGAAUACAGGCAAGGUGUGUAGAUAUCACAUCAGACUUUUUUGGACUUGUGAAAGUGAAAACAUAUUCUGUGUUCCAGACCUUAUGUUUUGUUUUAUUUUUCUUGUUUGUUCAUUUAUUUAUCCCACAUUUGCUGUCUUUCUAUUGGUUUACAUUUGUUCUCUGUUUUUAAAUGAUUUGGUUUAGGUACAGAUGAGUCAGUCCUGCUGCUGGUGACAUUAAAAAACACUGUGGUUUUCCCUA